AUCUAAAUUAUUUAAUCAAUUACACUGUUUUAAAUCGAUUUGAGUUAUGGCUAAAGGUAAGCUUUCAAACCGCCUGAAGAAGGAAAAAGCAAAAGUAAAAUUAAAAGCUAAGAAAUCUACCAAUCAGUUGCCAAAAGGCUUAAAUAUCACAAAUACAUCAUUUAAAGUAAAAAAAAUCCUUAUACGUGAACAAUUGCAGCAGCGAGAUGAAACGGAAAUAAUAAGCACUCAUAAACUCAAUAUCAAAGAUCUACUAACGCGUCUUCAGCAUCACAACUCGACAAUGAGAGGGGAAGCUUUGAGACAAUUAAAAGAAAUCUUGUUGCGAUACCCUCCAAAGACUCUACAUUCACAAUUGAGCUCUUUAUUACGUGGAGUUGCAGCUUUAUCUCUUGAUAAAGAGAAAGAUAUACGAAGAGAUUCAUUAACUGCUCUGAAUUUAAUUCUUAGUCCUAUCUCAAAGACACAGUUAAUGCCCUUUCAUGAAAUUUUAAUCUCUUAUUUAAGUUGCGCUAUGACGCAUAUUGAUUUGCAUGUGAAAGAGGAUUCUCUUCUUUUUUUGGAUGUGCUCAUACAAAAUUGUGGGAAUAUAUUGGCAAAAAAUAGUCAUAAAAUAUUACCUAAUUUUUUGGGCAUGAUAUGCAGCUUACAUGGUGAAGUUAAGCUGAACAGACAAUUAACGACGACUUUAAAGUCCAAAAGUACUAGUGUAAAGUGGAGGAUUAAAGUUUUGGAACGUUUGGCUAACAUAUUCACUUCUGUUAUAUACCACGAAAAACUUCGCAUGAAUACGAUUCCGACGUUGACUGUAGAAGCGCAAAAAUAUACCGAAUAUGUUCCCGUUUACGGUGACAGUUCGAUUCGAGAUUGCGAAAUUGAUCUUGACAAAGAUUUAAGUUCAGUAGCGAGUUGUACGAAAGAAACUAUAUUUAUAGAAGAAUUUGUAAAAUAUGUAGGUUUAUUAAUGCCACUGAUGUUUGGUAUUUGGCUCGAAGUAUGUCCGGAUGAGAAAAUUGAGAAUUAUACUGAAAUUACGAAUUUCGGCGAAGUUGCCGCAUUAUUGAAAAAUAUCGUUGAAAUUAUACAAUCGAUUACUGAAUACAUUGAUAUGUUGGAAUGCAACGUCUAUGAUGCUAAAUAUACGCACUUAAAGUAUUGGUUUAAAGAUACAUUUCAUAAUUUAUAUAUGAAGAAUUUCCUGUCGAGAUUUCCAUAUGAAAAAGCGAAACAAGUUAACGAAUCCAGAAAACGGCAAGAAGAUUUUUCGCAACUAAAAUUUACCGAAGAAUGCUUAGAACAGAACUUAGGACUUUGUCAAAUUCAUAUAUAUUUUACAUCUCUAAUUAAUCGCAAUCAACAGCUUCCUAAGCUUACCAAAGACUAUUGUAUAUCCAUUGUGAAAUAUUUAAAUGGUGUUAUCGAAAAUUGGCGCGACUCACCUGCAUUACCGCAAUUGAUUAAACUUUUGAAGACUUUAUUUCUGAAAGCGGGUCCACUUUGGUAUGCAAACCGUGUUGAUUUAAAUGAUACUUUACAACUGAUGAUAGAAGCAUCUUCUCACCUACCUAGGAAAGAAUUCCAAUCGCAAUUAUCUCUGAUUAUUGGUGAUAUUUUGUUAGAUUGCAAUUUAAUUGCAUUACACAGAGAAGAGAUAUUCAAAAACUUUGUUACGAUCCUACCGAGCUUACUCUUAAGAUCAAGCAUAGACGAUAUGACAAUUCGAAUGAUUUGUCAAAUAGUUUUGCGCUUUAAGAAAUGGAUUCGGGAAGAACUGGUAACAAAACACGAAGCUAUUAUUGAAAAUGCUAAGAAUAUCAACAUUACAGGUUCACAUAGUGAUAGACAGUCCAGACUUAUGAUCUGUAAUCUAUUUUACUUUAUAGAUUCACAAAUUUAUUAUUAAAUAAAAAAUCGAUUAAAUUACCAAAAUUAAUAUCUUG
Linepithema humile (Argentine ant) is the source of this 1940-nucleotide messenger RNA. RefSeq names its product testis-expressed protein 10 homolog. Gene Ontology annotation, cellular component: MLL1 complex; nucleus. NCBI's taxonomy places the organism in Eukaryota, Metazoa, Arthropoda, Insecta, Hymenoptera, Formicidae. The record is from RefSeq and is a predicted model, not a curated record.